UCUCACUCUUCAGUUUUAGUGGAAAAGCCGCUUUUGGAUAAAAAGUUGCAGCAAGUGUCAAGAACUAUUUUAAGGUUUUGAUACCUAGUGUGAACGUGUAGACAAAAGUGUUAAAAAAGUCAACAAAAUGAGUUUCGGAUUCGCCUCAAAGCCAACAUCCAAGAGUUUUGAAGAACCCAACACCAGCAGCAAUACUUAUGGAAUUCAGAGUCCGUUUGACUCGGGAUUGAGUGCCACCAGAAAAACAAUAGGCUAUUCACACCCGCUUGAAGCAUCAGAAAAGAAUUACCACAAAAAUAGUGAACGUAUGGAGAUGCUUAUGCUUCGCAACACACAAGGUUUACAUGCACCAAUGCGUUUGGCAAUGGAAUUGAAAUCAUCUGAAAAAAUCGGUAGGCUGCCAUUCUUACCGUCAUCCAAUCUGAUGCGUGACGUUAUACUUGGAAGAGAUGAAGACAUAGGAUUUGAAGAUAUAUUAAACACAUCAGAAUUCAGGGAACAAAUGGGACAACCACACGCUGUUGUAGAAAAGAGUUUGGGAAUCUUAUAAGGUUUGCUUUUAAGUGAUAAUUGUUUCUAAUAAAUAUUGAUCUAUACUUUGUCUUAUAAUUUGUAUUCAUAAGAUUUUUAAUAAAUCUCAUACAUAUAAAAUUUA
This is a messenger RNA of Copidosoma floridanum, 655 nucleotides long. It is a transcript of the gene Pomp, whose product is annotated as proteasome maturation protein. Gene Ontology annotation, biological process: proteasome assembly. Lineage: Eukaryota; Metazoa; Arthropoda; Insecta; Hymenoptera; Encyrtidae. Gene Ontology annotation, cellular component: cytoplasm; nucleus. The record is from RefSeq and is a predicted model, not a curated record.